AUGGCAGAGAAAUCAAACUCAAACAAAGAGCACCCUCUUGCAGGGGUUGUCCUUUGCUUCACGUCUAUUCUACCAGAACAGCGGACUGAGUUGGCUACCAUUGCAGGCCAGAUGGGAGCAGCUCAUAAAUUUGAUUUGACAUCUGAUGUUACCCAUUUGAUCGUCGGCGACAUAAGCACCCCGAAAUACAAGUUCGUCGCGCGAGAGCGAAAUGAUGUCAUUGUUCUCAAACCAGAAUGGGUCGAGGCGGUGCGUCAAUCGUGGAUGGAGGGAGGUGAUACGGACAUUAAAGCACUGGAGUAUGAAUAUAGGCUUCCGACAUUCGCGGUGGCCUUCCGAAACCACAUCCAAAACACGUCCAAUGCGAACGGAGCCGAAUUCAAGAAGGAUCUGACAAAGAGCGUUACGCACCUUAUCGCACGAAAUACAGAGGGUCAAAAGUAUAAAUUCGCAACACAAUGGGAUAUCAAGGUUGUUACAAUACGAUGGUUCAACGACAGCCUGGAACGUGGAAUGGCUCUAGAUGAGGCUCUGUACCACCCCCUUCUGCCGGAGCAGGAACAGGGUGUUGGGGCCUGGAAUCGCGCAGUAUCUACAGCCAAAGCAAAGGGCCUAGAAAACGAGAGCUCGUCCAAUCCUCGACCAAGAAAGCUACGUCGGAUUGCCAGCGCUAAGCUGGUCGACCAAAAUGAAGGGAUAUGGGGAGAUAUUGUAGGAACGGGGUUUGAGAAUGGCGAAUUGAAGCGGUCUAGGAGCAGUCAGCCACUGAUAAAACAGACAUCUAUAGUCCAAGAGGCCAGGUCAUUCGCCAGUGAGACCACAUUCGCAGAAGCCCAGGGCCAGAAGUCCUCUGAAACAAGAAGCCGACACGAUGGCUUUCUGCACGAUUGUUUCUUCUUCGUCCAUGGCUUUUCGUCGAAACAGGCAAAUGUACUGCGCCAUCAUCUUUCCUUUAACGGGGCGCAAUUAGUAGGAUCCUUGAGCGAAUUCUCUCGACCAGAAAUCCCUAAAAGGGGCAAUGGCCUAUAUAUUAUUGUACCACAUAAAACAUCGCAAGACCAGAUUCCUUCCACGGAUGAUCUCGCCUUUGAAUGUGAGGUGGUAACGGAUAUGUGGCUAGAAAGAUGUCUUGAUGCAAAGGCUUUAAUAUCACCAGAAUCUCACGUGGCAAACACUCCAGUUCGCAACUUUCCUAUUGAAGGAUUUCGUGAGAUAAAAGUUUGCUCCACGGGGUUUUCCCGCAUAGAUCUUUUGCACCUGUCGAAACUCGUCGACUUAAUUGGCGCAUCGUACAAUGAGUACUUGACGUCUAGUGCAUCAGUUCUAGUCUGCAAUGAUUCAGCCACUGUGAACCAGGACAAGCUCCGGCAUACUUAUGAAUGGGGAGUUCCAGCAGUCACUGCUAAUUGGCUUUGGGACUCUAUUCGCAGUGGUCAGAAACAAUCAUUCGAACCAUAUCAUAUUCGAAAACCCACUUCUCAAAGCAGUAGGGAUCUAGAGAUGCUCACUGGCUCGCGCCCCGAAAAGCGACCACUCGAAAGCAUCACUGAUAGCAACAAAGUCGCAGAACCGCAUAUAGAAACCCAAAGAACCGACCCAAGCCAACAACGCACGGAGACCACACGAGGAGAUACUUUGCGGAAGUCAAAAACAGACGCUUCGCAUAGUCCUACCCCCGCAUCGCGCCCGCAAUCAAAAAACCCAUCACCAACAAAGAACCAUAACCAAAACACUUCUCACUCCAUUGACCUCUCCGUCGUAGGCGGGUUUCUCAAACAAGCCCGAGAAGCAACCUCACGCCCAGCAUCCGACCCAUCCGAGCACGACAGCCAGAACCGAUUAAGAAAACGCAAGCCCCUACUAGGACGAGCGCCCUCACACUCCUCCGUCCGCGGCCUCGAACAUUAUCAAAAAGACUUCUCGCGCGCUAGCUCCAUCGACACCCUGAACGAAGAUGGCUGUGGCAGCAUCAUAGAAAGCAUUAACAAUGAUAGAAUCCCCUCCCUUGCAAACAGCGGCCGGUUCGAAGUCGCCGAGGACGAACAAUAUCGAUUUCAAGACGAAAACGAGCCCCAGUCGCCGCCGAUGACCCAAUUAAACUACGAGGAUCCGGAUGCGCUCGCAAUGCGCGAAAAAUUUCUUCGCCACGCUGGUAAAUUAACUGAUAAAAAGCCAUCUACAGAUCAAAGUCAGGAUAUUGGGGAAAUAAAAGAUUUAGAGAACGCAGGCUGGGGAACUGGGCGGCGGACGAGGAAUGCAAGUAAAGUUAUCAGGGAUGUUUAG
Messenger RNA from Aspergillus tanneri, 2283 nucleotides. Its product is annotated as BRCT domain protein. Gene Ontology annotation, biological process: mitotic G2 DNA damage checkpoint signaling; DNA replication initiation; mitotic DNA replication checkpoint signaling. The record is from RefSeq and is a predicted model, not a curated record. Bases 1 to 2283 code for a protein of 760 amino acids. Lineage: Eukaryota; Fungi; Ascomycota; Eurotiomycetes; Eurotiales; Aspergillaceae. The transcript is spliced from 7 exons.